Messenger RNA from Lactuca virosa, 2832 nucleotides. The record is from the annotation of a GenBank genome assembly. NCBI's taxonomy places the organism in Eukaryota, Viridiplantae, Streptophyta, Magnoliopsida, Asterales, Asteraceae.
CUCUGCCACUCCGGAGACCCGAGGUGUUGAUUUUGAUGCCUUUAUAUUCCCCAUUGUUUAACAACCUCUCAUCUUACUAAUUUCAAUGGCGUCUGCUUCAUCUUUUGCUUCUCUGCUGAAUCAUACCAGCUGCCAUGACGUUUUUUUAAGCUUUAGAGGUGAAGAUACUCGUAAUUCAUUUACAGAUCAUCUCUAUGCAGCUUUAAAGCGAGCAGGAGUUCGCACUUUUAGGGAUAAUGAUAAUAUCGACAGAGGUGAAGAUCUGAAGCCAGAAAUCGAGAGAGCAAUCAAAGAAUCUAGGGCUUCUAUAGUUGUAUUGUCAGAGAAGUAUGCGAAUUCCAGAUGGUGCCUUGACGAGCUGCUGUUGAUCCUUAAGCAAAGGCGGAGCUUUAAUCAUUUUGUUUUACCGGUUUUUUACCAUGUCGAUCCCUCAGACGUGAGGAACCAAAGACAAAGUUUCACGAUAAAUGUAGAAGAAGGAGUAGAAGGGUCAAAAUGGACAGAGUAUAAUGUCAAUCAAUGGAAGGCAGCCCUUACAGAGGUUGCUGAUUUGACGGGCAUGGUUGUUUCCGGGUCUGAAACAAACUUUAUCACAGAAAUUGUUGGUACAAUCAACUCUGAACUAGAUUUCAAACUAGUUGGUACUCCAGCUCAUCUAAUUGGAAUGGAUUCUCGGACAAAAUUUAUCCACUCUUGGUUGGAAAGUGAGCAAUUUGGUGAUAAUGUUCUAGCAAUUUGUGGCAUGGGAGGUAGUGGCAAGACGACACUGGCCCAAUUCAUUUAUAACUCAAACAAGCAAAAAUUUGAAAGCAGCAGUUACCUUGAAGAGAUCGGAAAGCACUCUAAACAGUCUGCUGGUCUGCUUGGGCUUCAGAAACAACUUCUGAAAGACAUUCUAGGGGGAAAUAAUGCAAAUAUCUCUAGUGUAUCUGAGGCACGUAGUAGAGUCUCGCAAUAUGAUGAAUCUUAUCGUUUGUUGAGAAAAGGAGAGGGUUCAAAAACAAUCGAAGGUCUAGCACUUGACAUGUUCACUGAAUUUUAUCCAUCAACCUUAAAAUCAGCUUCACUUGCAAAAAUGGACAAACUGAAAUUACUCAAGCUAGAGUCUGUGAAACUCAAGGGGUCCUACAAGAAUUUUCCACAAUUGAGAUGGUUGUACUGGAGUCACUGUCAAUUGAAAAAAAUACCCUACGGCUUAUUUGGCAGCAGCUUGGUGGCUAUAGAUAUGAGUUACGGAAAAUUAAAGUUUUUUGAACCACCUUUGGUUCUUAACUCGCUGAAGAUCCUAAAUCUUCAUUGCUCACUCAGGCUUGUUAGUAUCUGCCAUCCUUCCCGACUUCCUAAUCUUGAGACAUUGAUUCUCACGUUCUGUCUCUUUCUCAGUCUCACUCAUGUUUGGGAAACAGUCAGAGGUCUUAAGAAGCUUUCUCUAUUGGAAUUUGGAAAAUGUCGUCUUCCUGGGACGGUUGCACCGAAUAAGAAGUAUGGAAAUCAACUGCAAAGGCUAAAAGCUUUAUGUACUGGUGGAGGAACGCCACAACCGUUGUUGGUCCCUUUUCCAGAGUCGCUAAAGUUUCUGUUUCUCAAUGACUGCUUUGGUUAUAGCAGUAGCCCUUAUGAUCACAUUAAUUUUGGCAGUAACCCGGUAAUGUUACUGACCAAUUACACUAAUCUUAAGAUGCUUCGGGUGCUCCAAUUGGAUAGUUGUAGAGAAAUAAAGUCGCUCCUAUGUCUCCCAAGUACGCUAGAAGAGUUGUAUACAUCUUGGUGUUUUUCACUAGAGAAAAUAACAUUUGAAUCAGCUCGGUUCAGAUUGCGGAAAUUUGAAUAUCUACAUUGUAAAAGCUUGUUUGAAGUUCAAGGCUUUUUCAAAUUGGUGCCGUUAGCAAAGCUUGAUGAAGCAGAUUUGGGACAUAUGAAAUGGAUCAAAGCAUAUGAUGAUACUAAGGUAGAUCUCAGAGGUGGUGUCAGCAGAUACGGUGGGCUUACACAGGUGCUCUAUGAAUAUGGUAUACUGAGCACAUAUCUUCCAGGCAUAAAGGAUCAAAACAUGCCAACGUUCAAGUAUAUGUCAUCAUCCAUGUUCUUAUCCUUUUGUGUGCCUUCUUGUCCUGAGAAAUGCAGGAUACGAGGAUUAAACGUAACCGCCUCAUACAGACGAUCAUACAGACAGUGGGACACAUCUUACAAGGAUGAAGAUACAUGGGUUUUGUUCACCAAAGUCAGCAAUAUAACCAAGGGCCUUACUUGGAUGUAUAACCCUUUGAUCUAUUGCGAUCCGCAAGAUGAAGAAAAUGCUGUGUGGUUAAGCUAUUGGCCCAUUGGGAACAUAUUAGACGCAGGUGAUGAAAUCAAUGUGUCCAUCAUUGUGGGGGAUGCAUUUAUGGUAAGCAGGUGUGGUGCCAGCCUUGUAUUCAUAGAUGAUGGCGAAGUAGAGCUACAAUACGACAAAAAUUACAAGAAAGAGGAAGAAGUUAUUGGAGGAGAUCUAUCUGAAUUUGAGCUCACUACAGGAGCCUACUAUCUCUGUCGCCGUGAUUUCUUCAAGUCAACGACCCCUGAUUGGUUAAAGGUGUUACUUGGUGAUACCAUUCCAUGUACAGACUUGCGUGGAUGGAGAAAAUCUAGUCAGAGAGACUACAAAACGUCAUAUAUGGAGCGGUUAGCUUACAAAGACGACCCAUAUUCAAAUUGGCUCUAAGUAUGUACAUUUAAUCAUUCUUUUUGGCAUGAAAUAUCAAUAUUUAUUUUUAAAUCUAAAUCAACGUAUCUUUGUUGUUUGCACAAUUCGAUUUAAAAAAUACAUAAAGAAGAUGAAUACAACGGUAUGUU